Messenger RNA from Ilex paraguariensis (yerba mate), 1153 nucleotides. The record is from the annotation of a GenBank genome assembly. NCBI's taxonomy places the organism in Eukaryota, Viridiplantae, Streptophyta, Magnoliopsida, Aquifoliales, Aquifoliaceae.
UUUCGCACACCGCUCGUCUCCCUCUCGCACACUGCCUCUGCUUUUGAUAUUUUCAUCUUAGGUGUUUGUCUCUGUCUCUCUCCCUCUAGUGUUGAAGGUCGCCUCUUUCUCUCUCUUCAGCUAACACCAUGUCGGACGAAGAGCACCACUUCGAGUCGAAGGCCGACGCCGGAGCUUCCAAGACCUUUCCACAGCAGGCUGGUACUAUCCGCAAGAAUGGUUACAUUGUCAUCAAAGCCAGAGCUUGCAAGGUUGUGGAGGUCUCAACUUCCAAGACUGGCAAGCACGGUCAUGCCAAAUGUCACUUUGUUGGAAUUGAUAUCUUCAAUGGAAAGAAGCUCGAAGAUAUUGUUCCCUCUUCCCACAACUGUGAUGUUCCCCAUGUCAACCGUACUGACUACCAGCUGAUUGAUAUAUCUGAGGAUGGAUUUGUGAGCCUGCUGACUGACAAUGGCAAUACCAAGGAUGACCUGAAGCUUCCAACCGAUGAAAGUCUGCUUACACAGAUCAAGGAUGGAUUUGCCGAGGGAAAAGACCUGGUUGUGAGUGUUAUGUCUGCCAUGGGGGAGGAGCAGAUCUGUGCCCUCAAGGAUAUUGGUCCAAAGUAAAUUUAUUCUGUUUCAGACAACGCGCAAGGCCUCAAAAUUUCGAAUGAGACGUUAAAUUAUGAAGGUGUUUUAUAUGUCAAGGAUCCGGGGGGGUCACCAUUCGAGAAACUUUUCUCCAAAUUGAUUCUUGGUGCGAUAUUGCCUCCCUCCUUGUGGAAUGUUUUUUUCUUUUUCCGUUUUAUCGAUAAUUUUGUUCUCUUGAUUUACUCGUGGGCAUGAUCUUGUUAAAUGUGGUUGAAGUUAAUUCCCUGUGAAUUGUAUACACUUGUGCACAUUUGGCUGCUGCGUUGUUGCAAUUUUUUACUUCUUAUAACCUAAUGAAUUGGUUCGAUUAUAGAUCGUUUUGCAACCAUUCCUUCUGCCUCGAGAAAUGUGAGUGUUCAGCCCACCCAGUCUUCUGGUAUGUUGCCCUUAAUGUUCAUGCUCAGGUAUGUCCCUUAAAAGUGUUCAUGGUGGCCUGUAUGUUUCAUUUAUUGAUUGGUCUUUUUUAUUUUUUUGUUUUUUUAUUUUUUGGGUUAAGGGAGGGACGAUUAGUAGAUAGUAAC